Molecule: messenger RNA, 3990 nt
Organism: Mucor velutinosus
Lineage: Eukaryota; Fungi; Mucoromycota; Mucoromycetes; Mucorales; Mucoraceae
Exons: 2
Coding region: 1-3990 (1329 amino acids)
Molecular function (GO): catalytic activity
Source: RefSeq, a predicted model, not a curated record
AUGAGUACAAAAUUAGGCAUCAAGAUUGGCUCCUUGAACACGCGUAGCUUGUUCAUGCAGUCUAAUCCUACAAAUUUCAAAGAGUUCUCAUCUUAUCUUCGCUCCUCCUCUCUCCAUCUGGAUAUCCUUUGCUUGCAAGAGGUAUCUCAUUUCCGCUCUCAAUCUACUCUUACUGAAUCUCAAGUCCGUUCCUUUUCUUUUGCUUUUCCCAAUUGUUCUCUUGUUGUGUCUAAACACUGUGCUAUUGUAUGUCUUAAUUCUCGGUUUUCCCUGGUGGAUACGGAGGUAUUGUUGGAUGAACGUUGUCUUGUUGCAUCUGUCGUAGAUGCCUCAAGCAAUGUUUUGUGCAAAGUGGCCAAUAUUUAUGGUCCCGCGCAGUCUUUUGACCGUCCUUCAUUUAUCUCUGAUUUUCUCUCUCUUUCUGUUUGGUCUGAUGUGUUCAACACACCUUGGAUGGUUAUGGGUGAUUUCAACAUUCACUUGCAUUCUUUGUCUACUUCUCGUCAAGCCGAUGUCGCUCCUUUUGUUCACUGGUUGCGUACUCACUUUGUCAAUUGUCAUCCGGAUGGUUUAGCUACGUUUCCAAAGAGCAAUACUUGUAUUGAUUACAUCUUUGGUCACUCUUCUCUUGCUCCUCGUUUGACUAAUAGUCAGUUACUAUAUAUGCCUAGUAGGUGGACGGAUCACUCUCUUUUGACUGUUGAAAUGUUGCCUGCGACAGCUAGUAUUGGUCCUGGUAGUUGGCGGUUCAAUCCAACUCUGCUUGAUGAUAAGGAAUUUGUUGCGUUGUUGAAUGCCACGGUGUCAUUGUUCUUCUCUGGUGCUGUUGGUGGUGGGUCUAAGGGUGUCAAUACUAGUCAAGGUGGUAGUGGUGACUCUGAAAGCACGGUGGCUAGAUGGGAAUCCUUCAAGUUGUUACUAAAGUGCUGUGCACAAAAGUACACUAGAAGCAUGAAAGCACGAUUCAAGAACAAAGUUUUUACGCUUCAACUGGAACGUAUUAGGGCUCUGUCAACGUCUGUAUCAGGUGUUGAGACUAGGAAUGCUAUUGAUCAAACUGACAGAGUGUCUACUGCUACAGGUGAUGCUGAGCAGCAGGUCAGGCAACUAGAAGUUUUGAUUGAGAAUCAGAUACAGAAAGAGACUAGUCAGAAUAUGCUUCGCUCUGCCACUCGUUGGUUAGAACAGGGAGAACGUAGCAACAAGUAUUUCUAUCGUUCGAUCAAGGUGCGAGAGUCUCAACAGACAAUUCAAUCCUUAAAGUGCUCUACUACUGGAGAUAUCUUGGUGGAAGCAGCAGCUAUCAACAGGGAGGCACAAGGUUUUUACCAAAGGCUAUAUACCCCUGAUGCUGUCGAUGCUGAAGCUAUCGAUACUCUCCUGGGGAAUGUUCCAACUGAUGUACGUCUAUCAUCUUUGGAUGGUGAUAUGCUAAUGGAACUUCCAACUCGCGAUGUUUUGUUGUCUCUGCUCACUCAUGCUCCCAAGUCUAAAAGUCCUGGUCUUGACGGUUUGCCUUUUGAAUUGUAUCAAUAUCUUGCUGGUGUUUCAACUGAUUUUCUUGACUUGCUUGUGGAUGUGUUGGGUGCAGCUUUUUCUGGUGUGUUUCCUCCUUCGUGGCAACAAACUCGUAUGGUCUUAUUGUUCAAGAAGGGUGACCCUCAGUUGUUGGUUAACUGGAGACCUUUGUCCUUAAUUAACAGUGAUGCCAAGUUAUUUACAAAGCUCAUUGCUAAUCGUAUGAACAAAGUGUUGCCAAAGUUAAUCAACCCUUAUCAAACUGGUUUUCUCCCUCAUCGUCUGAUCUCUGACAAUGGCUGGUUAAAUCAGUUGUUGAUGUCUCACUUGCGUGUUGUUGCUCCUGAUUUACCUCAAGUGGCUGUUUUGUUGGAUCAAGAGAAGGCGUAUGAUCGGGUUCAUCCCGAGUAUCUUUGUCGUGUGUUGCUCCGGUUUGGUUUUCCUGGUGAUUUGGUGUCUUGUCUGUCUUCUUUGUUCUUUGGAACCAAGAUUUCAGUGUCUAUCAAUGGUUGGCUUGGUGCUCCUGUACCUCAAUUGCGAGGUCUUCGUCAAGGUGAUCCUCUCUCUCCAUUGCUAUUCAAUCUGGCAUUUGAGCCUUUGCUUCGUUCUCUUCUUGCUUGUCCUGGUCUUUCUGGUGUUACUCUGUCUCCUGUUGAUAUCCCACGUAAAUGGAAGCCUUCACCGGUUGAAGUUCGUGUGGAUCAUGGUACUGGUGCCCGGAAUUGGACUUUGGACUUUGUUAGUGGCUCUGUUGCUCCUCCUCCUGUCAAGAUUCUGAGCUAUGCGGAUGAUCUUGAGGUGUUUUUGUCUUCGCCAGAAGAGUGGUCUGUGUUGUUGUCUGUUCUUGAUCUGUAUGGCCGAGCAUCUAAUGCGAAAGUCAAUAUCAGCAAGACAGUGUUGGUGUCGUUGUCUGGUGUGUCUCACUCUGCUUGGGUUGCUUUGGCUGAAUCUACUGGUCUCCAGUGGCAUGACGCUCACUCUCGUGGUGCAGUACGUUACUUGGGUUAUCCCUUGUAUCAUACUGAAAGUCAACUUCAAGACUAUCUUGAUGGUGUCUUGGUGAAGGUCCAGCGACACAGUAACUUGUUGAAACAAAGGAAUCUCUCCAUUAGGGGAGCAGGACUAGUGGCUAACUCGUUACUGUUGUCAAAGGUAUAUCAUUUGUUGCGUGUUGUUCCUGGUGGUGGUGCUAACUGCGUCGUGGUUGAAGUUGCUCACAAAGGUGCAGAUCAAAGCUUAGCUUUGCAUCUUGUCUAUUUGCAACGUUUGUUGCGUCCACCCUCUCCCAGUGAUUUUGUCUCCUCUUGGUUGGUGUACGCUUUUCAAGUUUACACUGGUCAUAAGUCCAUCUUGCCGUGGUUUUGUUUUCCUGGUCUUUACCAGUCUCGUGUGUCUUCUGUGCCUGCUCUAACACAUCUCGGAAAGCUUCUGUUGAGAUUGCCAAAGUUAGUUCCUUCCUCUGGUUGGUCUGCUAGGUGGUUUCUUGAUCUUCCCUUGUGUUCUGUACUCAGUACUGUGCCUUCUGUUCGUCCUCCUCGUGAUCCAUCAUCUCUUGAUCCUCGUUUCUUAGUGUCGGAUGUCUCUUUCUGGCAACCUGAUCUAGGUAUAGUUGAUGGUGUCACUUCCCAUCUUGCUUGGUCAUCUCGUGUUUUGCGCCCUGUUUUUCUUGCCUUGAACCGUGAUCGUGGUCCUGUCUCUCUGGUAUUCCCGCCUGUCAUGGAUAGUAAGAUAGUCUUGUCUCAAGCAGACUAUUUUACUAUGCCCCGUUCUGAUGGUGCUACCUCUUGGAUGCCAGAUUGUACUCAUUGGACUGUCUCCAACUCGUCUCGUUCUGCUGCUCCGGUUGCUCGUCUCUCUCUUGGUGCUUUGCGAAGGUAUUGGCACCCUGCAAAGGGUACCAUUACCUCUCGUAUGGGUCCUCCCUUGAAGUUGCCUGCCCAUUUGUUGAUAUCUCCUGCUUUGUGGCGUCUUUUCUGGUCCCUGGAAAUGCCUGCAAAGGCUUUCACACCUUGGUGGCGAUUGCUACAUGACCGUGUCCCGCACCGUUCGUGGUGCCAUAGGAUUAUGCCUACAAAAGUUCUGUCUCCUGCUUGUGCUCUUUGUGGUUUUGCUACAGAGGACCUUUACCAUUUCGUGGUGGGUUGCCAUAUCAAGUCAUUUUUCUGGCAGGAUGUAGUCUCUUUGUUGUCACUUCAAGAGCUACUCCCCUCUGCUUCUUCUAUUUGGUUGGCGCUGACUACCUUUUGUAGUGGUUCAGAUUUGUUGGUGAUCGAUGAGGAUGUUCUGAUUGCUCUUGGUGCUGCUUACAGUACACUUUGGAAGUAUCAUUGGCGAUGCGUCAUAGACGAGGAGCCUUGGAUAGCUUCUGCUGCUAUCAACAUGGUCCGUCAAGACCAUGGUACACUCUUUUCUUCUCUUUCUUUGGCAAGUGUUCAAGCUGGCACCUUGGCCUUGCCUAUAAUUACUGUAUAG